AAAGUCUAAAGUCCAAUCGAAAGCAUACCGAGCGAAAAAGGCGCACAAAUUAUAACAAAGUGAUAUACUGAUAUGAACAAAAUGAAAUUUUUCGACAUUUUUGUCAUAAUCGACGUUGAUUUCUUUCUGCGUUUAAUCAUUUCCUAAUCAUUCGUCCACGUGCAUCCGUCAUUUAUAAAGAUUCUAAUCACGCAUGUGUGAUGUCCGGACCUGUCAGAAGGAGGCGAGCACCGCCGGAACCUAAUUCAGAGAUGAAUACAUUAUGUGUAAAAUCGAAUGAUAAGCUGCCCCUGACUAUAAAAAAGAGCUCUCAAGUGUCUUCUUCUAAUUUUCAGUUGAAAAAAAGGACAACAAAAGCUUUAAAAAAAAUGCAGGAGCAGGACGAGAAUAAUGUACCACUUGUUGCAAAAGUUGCAGUCGAAGAAGGGUUGAAAAAUCGUAUCCCUGCUACAAGUUUUAAUUUUUUAAAGUACGACUCAAAGAAUAAAAAUCGUGCACCAACAGUGAAAUCUCCUGUUCUCCGAGAUAGAACGAAUGAGGUUUCAGGCUUUUUAAAAACUGAUCUCUCGCCAAUUGUUGUACUCUCCAAGAUCAAACCAAAAGUGAUAAAUAAGAAACCUGAAGUAAUCCUGGAACGUUUAGAUCAGCUUACUUUCGAAAUAAAUUCGGAUGUAGGAAAAAAGGAGAAAUUACAUAUUUCAAAGAAUAACGAAGACAAAACCUCGCAACCUCCAGAGCAAAUCAAGUUAACUCAAAUGUAUUCUGAUCAAGGAAAAACGGGCUUAACAGUAAAAAGAGUUUCAAGAACAAAGAUUGCACAGGUAGCUGCCGAGAGAAAUAGACUACAUGAUGCAUCGAUUCCAAAAACAAAAAAAUUCUUCAAGUCUGGAAACUCUAAGAAGAAACCCAUAAUCCUUGUGGGAAAAGAAUUAGAUAAAGGAGCUGUAGGAAAACGAAAGAUUGUGAAGAAGAAAACUAGGGAUGACAGUUCUGUCAGUUUUAUUGUAACCACGCCUGAAAAAUGUUUACCUGGCGAAGAGAAAAAAUUGCGUCCUCGCCAAGAAUUAAAAAAUUACUGUGAAGAUAGUAAACUGCUUGAGCAGCUUUCUCCGAAGAAAAGAAAGAGUAUUGUCGUUAUGGAGAAGCUUCCCGAUCCUAAGGCAAAGAAACUACCAAUAUGGAAAUCUGUCAAAUUUCAUGAGCCUGAACAUAAGGGUAAAGAUAUAUACGAGAUUUCAGACGGUGAUAUUUCUGGUGAAGAACAUAGACCCAAGAAAAGGAAAAAAACCAAUAGAAAACCAGUAAAACGGUUGAAAAAAGCUGUAAGGUCUGUGAAUACUGUGAAGUCAACGGAGACAGUCAAAUCUGCAAAGUUAGUGAGGAUGGUUAACAAACGAACUUUUGAGGAUAUUUCAAAAAAGCAUGAAGAUGACCCAAAGCUGGAUUCGAAAAUUCAACCAAGACCGAAGAUGAUUUCAAUAGAGGUUUUGGAGAACGCACAGAAAAUAAAAAUUGUGCCAAGUUCUUUGCAACCAGGCCCACCUAAAGAAUUUAGACCGUUUCGAGUGACGCAGGUUUUUCAUCGUCGCCCUACAAUAGAGAAUAAUAUGUCUGAUCACUCUCUCCUAUCCAAAUCUAUAUCACCUAUUGCUAGAUUAGAAGAUAAUACAAAUCUGGCUACUCCGUGGCGUAUACCAACCGUUGGAAGUUUCUCUUGCGUCCGGAAUUUGGUUCAGAGUACUCCGCAAGAGAAAGAAAUAUUCGAUAGGCCAAAACUGGGUUCCUUAGCGAGUAAAAGUACGAUGAUUGACAAGCAAAAAAUAAACCGAAUUGAUGAGAACAAGGCAGAUAGCGUACAAGAGAUACCAAGAAAUUCAAAAAGCAAAAUCAGUCCUGCUAAAAUUAUCAACGUAAACGAAAAACCAAAAGGAAAAGGUGAAUCUGUUGGUAUGGUUAUCCCCAUAGAAGCUGCCAUGCAAAAUUCACUUGAUUUUGAUAUUGAUGCAGAAGACAAAGAAAACGCGGUUCCAAAUUAUCAGAGUCCUCAGAAGACAGCAGAAAAGAAGAACUGGAGAGGGACGCCGGUUUUCGAAACUCAACCUGGACCCUCCAGUUUACAGAGACAACCUUUACAUGAAGCUAAAAUCUUGCGGCAAACUAAUCUAAAUAAUUUCUUAAAUCUAGAUGACACACCAGAAAGAACUCAAAUACGAACCGCACAUGGAAUUUUUGAUGAUGUGCAUUCUACUCCGAUUAAUAUUAAGCCUUUAAAGAAAAUAUACGAACCUAAUGUCGAAAAUGCAUUUGGCUUUGACGAUGAUGAUUUUGACGUAUCACAAAUGGCUUCUGAAAAUGUGGAGUUCGUUAUACCACCUUCAAAGGGGGUUUUACAUGAAACAGGAAUGCGAAGUAGGAAUGUUCAAAAGGAAUCAAUAGGGGCAAUGCCCUUGAGAUUGCCACCAAAAGAGAUUUUGAAAACUUUGCAUAAACGUCGCAUAGAGAAAAAAAUAAGGGAUAAAGCAGAGGAUAAAGUCGUAAGCAAUAAAAUACAUCAGCCUAAUAACGAACACGAAAAUCAGAAGGAUGAUCAAGAAAAUGAUAGUGUGAAAAAAGUGGAUACUGCAACAAACUUUUCUGACACUUUUGAUUUGUUUGAGGAUGUGGAUGUGCAGCAUGGUGGAUCAUCAGAUAAAAACGAGUCGUGUGCAUUACCUUUGUUUGCGGAUUUGGAACCACCAACUCACUUUGUAACUCCUCCAAAAUCCAUUUACAAGCGCAAAAGAGUUGAAAAAUUUAGCUUCUCUGAUGUAAGCGAAAACGAAGAAAACUGUGAUGUGGAAAACAGGAAAAUGAAGAAAAAGGCCAAAAAAACGUGCAAAGAAGACAAGAAACUGGACGAAUGGGCGAAGAACGUUAAUAAAACAUUUCAGGAAAUUGACAACUUUGACCUGGUUGUUGAAUGAAAUUUUAUUUAAAAUGUAUUUAAGUCCU
Molecule: messenger RNA, 2991 nt
Organism: Belonocnema kinseyi
Lineage: Eukaryota; Metazoa; Arthropoda; Insecta; Hymenoptera; Cynipidae
Exons: 3
Coding region: 201-2963 (920 amino acids)
Source: RefSeq, a predicted model, not a curated record